GCAUGCUUUAGUUAUGCCAGCCUAUCUUUCAACAUGGCGAUGCGAUUAGUUUCUCUGCAAUGUGGAUUACAAGUCCAGAAGAGAAAACUGGCUUUCUUGUUACAGCGAGUCAGCUCAUAUCAUGUUUUAAAACAAGACAUUGAACAGAAACGCACGCAGCAUUGCCGAAGACAAACAAAAUUUCAGGAUGUACAUUGGUGGCAUAAAACGGAAAAAAGGUUUUGCUGGCAUGGACAUGCAGGUGGAGGUCUAAAUGCAGAUCCAAAAAAUGUGCUAAAAGAAGUAAACACUGGAAAGAUUCUGUCAGCAAUGUUUUCCUAUGUAUGGCCAAAAGACAGACCUGAUCUACGUGCCAGAGUUGUAGCAUCUCUGGGGUUACUUGCAAGUGCUAAGGCAAUGAAUAUAGUGGUUCCUUUCAUGUUUAAGUAUGCUGUAGAUGAUCUCAAUCAGAUGUCAGGAAACAUACUCAACCUGAAUGAUGCUUCUAAUACAGUUGCUACAGUGGCAACAGCUGUUCUGAUUGGCUAUGGAAUAUCAAGAGCAUCAUCUUCACUGUUUAAUGAGCUUCGAAAUGCAGUGUUUGGAAAAGUAGCACAGAGCUCCAUCAGAAGAAUUGCCAAAAAUGUCUUCCUUCACCUACACAACCUGGAUUUAAACUUUCACCUAAGUCGACAGACAGGAGCUCUGUCUAAGGCUAUUGACCGUGGAACAAGAGGCAUCAGCUUUGUUCUCAGUGCUCUUGUUUUUAACUUGGGGCCAACAAUGUUUGAAGUUGCACUUGUCAGUUCUAUUUUAUAUUAUAAAUUUGGAGGGCAGUUUGCCCUGGUAACACUGGGAACACUGGCAACAUACUCUGCAUUCACCGUCGCAGUUACUCAGUGGAGAACUCGCUUUAGGAUAGAAAUGAACAAAGCAGACAAUGAAGCAGGAAAUGCUGCAAUAGAUUCUCUACUUAAUUAUGAGACUGUUAAGUAUUUCAACAAUGAAAAAUAUGAAGCAGAUAGAUAUGAUGCAUUUAUGAAAGUCUAUGAAACUUCCUCAUUGAAGACUACCUCAACGCUAGCUAUGCUGAACUUUGGCCAAAAUGCUAUUUUUAGCAUUGGACUUACAGCUAUCAUGGUGCUUGCUAGUAAUGGAAUAAUUGCAGGAAACAUGACAGUAGGAGACUUGGUAAUGGUCAAUGGACUGCUUUUUCAGUUGUCACUUCCAUUAAAUUUCCUGGGGACAGUAUAUAGAGAGACUAGACAGGCUCUCAUUGACAUGGAUACUCUCUUUACUCUACUUAGUAUUGAUACCAAAAUAAAGGAAAAAGAACAUGCACGCCCACUGUUGGUAACACCUCAAGAUGCAACUAUUCGUUUUGAAGAUGUGCAGUUUCAGUAUUUGGAAGGACAGAAGGUCUUAAAUGGGAUAUCUUUUGAUGUACCUGCUGGAAAGAAAAUAGCCAUUGUAGGUGGCAGCGGUUCUGGGAAAAGCACAAUUGUAAGGUUGCUUUUUCGGUUUUAUGAACCCCAAAAUGGAAAUAUCUACAUAGCUGAUCAGAAUAUAAAAGAUGUCAGUCUGGAAAGCCUAAGAAAAAUAAUCGGAGUUGUUCCACAGGAUUCUGUUCUGUUCCACAACACAAUCUUUUACAACCUUCAAUAUGGAAACAUUCAUGCCUCCCCAGAAGAAGUGUAUCAAGUGGCAAAAUUAGGAGGAAUUCAUGAUGCAAUUUUAAGAAUGCCAAGUGGAUAUAAUACCCAAGUGGGAGAGAGAGGUCUGAAGUUAUCAGGAGGAGAAAAACAGAGAGUUGCUAUAGCCAGAGCUAUUUUGAAAAAUCCACCAAUACUUCUGUAUGAUGAGGCCACAUCUUCUCUAGAUUCCAUCACAGAAGAGAAUAUUCUUACUGCAAUGAAAGAAAUGGUUAAAGAUCGUACAUCUAUUUUCAUCGCUCACAGACUCUCAACCAUUGUAGAUGCUGAUGAAAUUAUUGUUUUGGAUCAGGGCAAAGUUGCAGAGCGAGGCACUCAUUGGUCUCUUUUGAGUAAUCCCAAUAGUCUGUACACUGAACUGUGGAACACACAGAACAGCAAGAUACUUAAAAACAACAAUCAGCCAAAUGAGAACUUCGAGCGAAUGUCAGUAAAGGAAGAAGAACGAAAAAAGUUGCAAGAAGAAAUUUUGAACAGUGUAAAAGGCUGUGGAAACUGCUCUUGUUAAGCACUGGCAUGAGAAAAUUUGGACUCACAAAAUGAAUAAAAAUAUUUGUUCUGUAAUUAACACUUCUACAGUUAAGUUCCAGUUUUUCCAGCUCCUUUGAAAAUCUGUAAGAAAGUACUUGUAUCAUGAAAGAUGUGAUGAUCAUUGUAUAAUUAUUUUGUCAAACAGACCAUUUUUCAGAUGUGUAUUUUGUUAAGUAACAAAAUUAUUUGGGUGUAUUUUAUUAUAUUGGUAUAGAAUCUAUACAAUAACAUUUUUACAUAAUGAAAUGAUGCAUUGUUGAAUAUUCUUACCAAAAAUUAUGAAAUUAUAUUCAGUAAAUUAA
Erpetoichthys calabaricus (reedfish) is the source of this 2524-nucleotide messenger RNA. RefSeq names its product ATP-binding cassette, sub-family B (MDR/TAP), member 7 (gene abcb7). Gene Ontology annotation, molecular function: ATP hydrolysis activity; ATP binding; ABC-type transporter activity. Gene Ontology annotation, cellular component: mitochondrial inner membrane. The record is from RefSeq and is a predicted model, not a curated record. The transcript is spliced from 15 exons. Lineage: Eukaryota; Metazoa; Chordata; Cladistia; Polypteriformes; Polypteridae. The coding region runs from base 34 to 2199 and encodes 721 amino acids. Gene Ontology annotation, biological process: intracellular iron ion homeostasis; transmembrane transport.